GCUCCACGGAACCCCAGCAGCAGAAAACUGCUGUGUUUCACCAGAGAGGUGUUCAAAGAACAAUCAGUUAUUUCACCUUAAAGCAACAAUAAUUUCAGGUUCCACAGUGCAGAGGGAGUGCAAUCCACCCUGUGGAAGGACUGACAGGACUGGAUCCACUUUUAGGCUUUUCCAACCUAAACAAUUCCAUGAUUCUGUGAUUCCAUUCUAUGACAGCCGAAGCAGCCAGGGCCAGACACAAACAAAACAAAACAAAACAAAAAAAUACACAAAUGUGCUUUUAACUGGAGGUUUCUAAGGGGUCCCCGUGUGUGUGCCUGAGGGAUUAACAGUGUCCAGAGGCUUCCCGUGCCGGCCAGCUGCGUCACAAUGUCACCGUCGUCACAGCAACCCGCUCACCAUGGCCCCGGAGCCGCAGCCCCGGCUCCGUCUCUCCCGGAGCUUCUUUUAAUUAAAGCUGGGGAAGGCUGUGAAAGCCGGGGCUGGAGGCCCCCAGAGCCCCGGGAGAACCCGGUGACCCCAGGUCUGUGCAAGCCCUGCACAGACACGUUUCACUGCAAUGAAUUUUGCUGUGAAACUGUCACAGGGCAGAGCGUUGGGGACGCUGCCAUCCCCUCCUGGUCACAGCUCAGCUGUGAAAGUUAUUUCACUUUCGUGUGGCUUUUCCCCAGCAAUUCCCACCCCAGAGAGACCUGCCGAGUCCAGAUGGAUGAGAUGACCUUUAAAGGUCCCUUCCAUCCCAAACCACUCCAUGAUUCCCGAAUUUCCCCUGCAAGCAUCAAUGUCACCUCUUAAGCAAAACAAACCACAGAGAGAGAAAUAAGGAUCUGUCAGGAGGAAGAAGGAAAGCCAGUCCCAUUUUACCACCUCAGCCCCAAAAACUGAGCUGGAAUUCCCUCCCCUGGGUGGGACCCACGGGGUGAUGUUUAUUCACACAAGGUGAGGCUGGUCCCCACGAGGUGAUGCCGAUCCCUGCAGGGUCGGGCUGGUCCCCACGAGGUGAUGUCUGUCCCUGCAGGGUCGGGCUGGUCCCCUCACUCGGGGGCUGCCCUCCCCGGCUGCCUUUGAUCAGAGCACGGCUCUGUUUCCCUGCUCUCCGUGCCGUGGGUUUCCAGCGGGAGGUGGGGAAGCGCAGUCAGCCUGACCCUCCCCUCCUCGGAUCUGUCAUCAGCCACACAGAAAUCCUUCCCAAGUUACUCAGCCUGAAUCCUGCAGGAUUUGCCGGGGUGGCAGGAUGGCAGAGCAGCCCUGCCUGGGUCCCCCUGCCAGCCCUGCAGCCCCAAACCCCCAGACCCACCCCAGGGACAAGUGGAGCAAAAAGAUGGAUUUCCUCCUCUCCGUCGUCGGAUUCGCCGUCGAUCUGGGAAACGUCUGGCGGUUCCCUUACAUCUGCUACCAGAACGGAGGGGGAGCCUUCCUCAUCCCCUACACGCUGAUGGCUGUUUUUGGGGGGGUGCCCCUCUUCUACAUGGAGCUGGCCCUGGGGCAGUUCCACAGGACAGGUGCCAUCCCCAUCUGGAAGCGCAUCUGCCCCAUCUUUAAAGGCAUCGGCUUUGCCAUCUGCAUCAUCGGCCUCUACGUCUCCUUCUACUACAACACCAUCAUUGCCUGGGCUCUCUACUACUUCUACUCGUCCUUCUCGGGCACCCUGCCCUGGGCAAGCUGUGACAACCCCUGGAACACCCCUGACUGCACCAACUACUUUGGGAAGAGCAACGUGACCUGGACCAACUUCUCCAGGUCCCCCGCUGAGGAGUUUUACACGAGGAAGGUCCUGGAGAUCCAGAAAUCCGGGGGUCUGUAUGACAUCGGGGGGAUCCGCUGGCAGCUGCUCCUCUGCCUCUUCCUCAUCUUCACCAUCGUCUACUUCAGCCUGUGGAAAGGGGUGAAAACCUCUGGGAAGGUGGUGUGGGUGACAGCCACGCUGCCCUACGUUGUCCUGCUCAUCCUGCUCAUCCGAGGGGCCACCCUGCCUGGAGCCUGGAGAGGGGUCGUCUUCUACCUGCGCCCAGACUGGGGCAAGCUGCUGAGCACCGCGGUUUGGGUGGACGCUGCUGCACAGAUUUUCUUCUCCUUGGGCCCUGGAUUUGGAGUCCUCCUUGCUCUGGCCAGUUACAACCAUUUCCACAACAACUGCUACCGGGAUGCACUGGUCACCAGUGCUGUGAACUGCCUCACCAGCUUCCUCUCAGGCUUCGUCAUCUUCACCGUGCUGGGCUACAUGGCCGAGAUGAGGGACGUGGAGGUGGAGGAUGUGGCCAGAGAUAAAGGGCCCAGCCUCCUCUUCAUCACCUACCCUGAAGCAAUUGCCAACAUGGUGGGAUCCACCUUCUUCGCCAUCAUUUUCUUCCUGAUGAUGAUCACCCUGGGGCUGGACAGCACGUUUGGAGGUUUGGAAGCUGUGAUCACAGCCGUGAUGGACGAGUACCCCCAGGUCCUGGCAGGGCGACGGGAGCUCUUUGUCCUCGGCCUCAUCACAGUCUGUUUCCUGGGCUCCCUCAGCACCCUCACCUACGGGGGAGCCUAUGUGGUGAAGCUGCUGGAGGAGUUUGGUGCUGGCUGCUCCAUCCUGGCAGUGGUGCUGCUGGAAACCAUCGCUGUCUCCUGGUUUUAUGGGAUCCAGAGGUUCUCCCACGAUGUCAAAGCCAUGCUGGGCUUCACCCCAGGGCUCUUCUGGAAGCUGUGCUGGGUUGCCAUCAGCCCAGCCUUGCUGGCGUUCAUUGUCAUCAGCUCCCUCCUGGACCAGCCUCCCCUGACCCUCUUUGAGUACCAGUACCCCGAGUGGAGCAUCUCUGUGGGAUUCCUCAUCGGAGCAUCGUCCUUCAUCUGCAUCCCCCUGUAUAUGGUGUACAAACUUGUCUGGACUCCAGGGUCCCUCAAGCAGCGCCUCGCCGUCUGCAUUCGGCCCGAGAAGCUCAUGCGAGCCCCCCAGGCAGAGGGGGUGGGCAUGGCCCCCGUCCUGUAGCGCGGUGGCACGGCCGGGGAACACGGAGGCUGCUCGGGCUCCCUCCUUGGCACAGCGAUGGGGCAGCUGCCAUCGCACUCCUCACCGCGGACCGGACCUGGCAUCUCCACGAGCAUCCCUGGCACCGGCGGCACGUCCCGGCGGAGCUGAGCCCGUUCUCGCUGCUGGCAGGGAGAAAACCACGGCAGGGAGAACGGGAGCAGCGCGGCGGCACCCGGGCGGGCAGCCAAGGGGCCAAACGCCCGGGGUUGGAGGAGAACCUCAGCUCCCGGAGCAGAUGGAGGAAUCGCCUCGCUCCGAGGUUCCCCCGUGCAUGUCUGUAGCUGUGCCGUGAGUGUUUGGAAAAUAAAGCUGAUGCUGAUGCUCGGAGAUGAGGGCAGAGAGAGGAGGCGGAGCUCGCAGUGCUGUGUUCAUGGAGCGCCGUGCGGGACUCAGAGCCCGGGCUGAGCUGGGGGACAGGGUGGCUGUCGCUGUCCAGACAUACCUUGUCCUGCUACAAAGAUCCAAAAUCCGGCCGAGGAAUAGCCCGAGCCGGGGGGUGGGUUCCAGGUGCUGCUGAAGCCGGGCAGGUCGGUGCCUCCUGCCGCCCCAUCCCGGGGGAUCCAGGGAAUAAGCGUUUGAAGAGGGAAAGACCCUCAUAUAUCUCAUUUUAAAACCAAACCCUGGGGGGGGGUGAGGCAUUCCUGGGCCGGUGCGAAUCAGCCACCUGUCGCGGCUUCCCAGCCCCGUCGCUCCCAGAGCAGCAUCACCGUUCCUCGGUGUUUGGGGACCUUAAAACACCGGAAAGAACCCACGUUCGUGACAGCGGGGGCUUGGGGGAGGACACAGGGCUUGGGGGUCGAAGAUGCCCACGGGGUGUAGGGACGCGCAGGGUGGACGCGAGGCACAACGCUCCCGGUGCCGCUCCCGGUGCCGUUCCCGGUGCCGCUGCAUGGC
This is a messenger RNA of Serinus canaria (Common canary), 3901 nucleotides long. Its product is annotated as sodium-dependent serotonin transporter-like. The record is from RefSeq and is a predicted model, not a curated record. Lineage: Eukaryota; Metazoa; Chordata; Aves; Passeriformes; Fringillidae. Gene Ontology annotation, biological process: sodium ion transmembrane transport; serotonin uptake. Gene Ontology annotation, cellular component: membrane; neuron projection. The transcript has 13 exons. Gene Ontology annotation, molecular function: serotonin binding; serotonin:sodium:chloride symporter activity. Bases 1235 to 2965 code for a protein of 576 amino acids.